This is a messenger RNA of Spodoptera exigua (beet armyworm), 1574 nucleotides long. The record is from the annotation of a GenBank genome assembly. NCBI's taxonomy places the organism in Eukaryota, Metazoa, Arthropoda, Insecta, Lepidoptera, Noctuidae.
UCGCCGUUAACAUGACACUAGCAAGAAAAGCGCCGCAUUGAGCUUUCGACGAGCUUUUCACUACACGCGCGGCUAAUCGGUUGUUAUCGACGAUAUUUUGUAUGUAACGCAUAAAUUAAAAACAAGAAAAUAAAUACUACUAAUAUAAAAAGGAACUGUUAAAAAUAUUGUUACGAAAAUAAUGCGCGUGGAGUAUCAGUGUGAAGGAAAUUAAUUUUUGAAGAAAAAGUUUAAUAAAAAUCCGUCAAAAUUGAUCUAACAAUGUCUCUGGGUAAACAGCCCAACGACCACAUAAAGAGGCCAAUGAAUGCCUUCAUGGUGUGGUCGAGAGGGCAGCGCCGGAAGAUGGCGCAGGACAACCCGAAAAUGCACAACUCUGAAAUCUCCAAGAGGCUGGGCGCUGAGUGGAAGCUGCUCACUGAGAUGGAGAAGCGACCCUUCAUUGAUGAAGCUAAGAGACUCAGGGCACUGCACAUGAAAGAACACCCCGACUACAAAUAUCGACCACGACGAAAGCCGAAACCGCUCGUGAAAAAGGAGCCAAAAUUCGGUUUCGGCAUCAACGGUCUAAUGGCACCAGUACCGCGGCUAGUGACACCAUCAGUGCCACACCCGGUGCAUCCACAGCUACAUUCUAUGCCACAUCACCUACUACCGGAUAAGCCAGAGCUGAGUCGAGCACUGUUCCCUCCACUGCCUUACCCAUUCUAUCCAUUUGCGAAAAUACCUUCCGACGAUGGCAAACUGGCAGCCGAGUUGGCGCAUUUGCAGGCACUAUACGGCGGAGCGCUAUACAGCAGUGCCCUUUACAACAGCGCACUCUCCCCUUGCGGUUGUCCACCACGACGAACGCCCUCCCCUCCUCCUGCCGACGUGAAGCGUCCCGUCGCCUACGUUCUCAUGAAGAGUGACGAGGAACCUCCUCAGCACGUCAUCUGAAGGCCGGUCGCGCUCCCUGCGAGGGCCUGGCCCUCACAUUGGGAGCGACCUUCCACCUCCGUGCAGGAGCGCGAGACCAGCUCACCAGAUAGUGUGUAAGACUGAAUGGAAGGACAUUGAUACUUGAACAUGUGUAAUAGUGAGGAGACAUUUGACAGAUUUACUUGUUUCGGCCACAAAUUGUUUCGGUUUCGGUUUCCGUUGGAAUAGUGUUUGUUGUUGCAUGGCAUUAAAUAAAAUGGUGCUGUUUGUGACAUGUUUUUUAUCAAGAAUGGACUUCAAACGUGCAAUCAAUGUUACUGUUAAUGUGCAAUGUACCUUUUAGUUACUUUCUUGUAAGGAGCACUUUGAAUAGAUAACAUAUCAUAGAAUUUACUCUUCAACUGUGUAAUAAAUAGACGUUAGUUAGGUAAAUUAAUGUCAAUUUUGUAAAAAAAGACUAUUUUAAAACGUGUAUACAAUUCUUAAACACUUCAAUACUAUUGUUUUUGUUGAAUUAGUUUCUGUAUUUAAUAGCCUUCGUGGUAUCCGAACAAAUGUAGCUCAACUUUAAUGCAUUUAAUGUAUUUAAUCACUAAUAACUUGUAGUGCAAUAUCGUAAAAUGUAAUCAAAAAACUUACAUUGUAAGAAGAAG